GAAGACGCGCUGACAUGUCAGAACUGUUGGGGAUGGUUAUGCGUUAGAGAACUUAUAUUGUUAAAAAGGAAACAAACAAACAAAAAAAUAGCAUGUAAGUCCAGGUUGCACAGGUCUUGUGAGGUGCAGUUUGUCGUGAAAGGUGCUUUAAAGGAAAUGUUAUCAGCUUAACGGUUUAUUUGUGUCAGAGCAGGCCAUCAUGAUACACUGAGGCUUUUAAUGUAGAGACUUUCAGCGUUCAAGAUAAGCAUUGAGAAUUAUUCUGUCACGCUUGGAGCUGGAAAAAAAUUAUAUAAUAUAUAUAUAUAUAUAUAUAUAUAUACACACACAUACACACUUUUUAUUUAUUUUUAAUAUAUUUUUUUUGAUCAACGCUUAAACGAGCCGACAAUGCAAACUGAAACACGGAGCGUUAUUAGUGUAACACCACAGUGAGAACGAAAGCAAGUUGAAUGCACUGAAUUAGCGUGAAAUAAACACUGGUCAGCUGACUGGAUGAAGCUUUUCGGAUGCACGUCUGCACAGAGACCUUGGUCAGUUCAUGAGUCAAUAUAUUUAAGAAGCUCCUGGUUCAGUUAGCUCGGUAAUAAAAUGCUGCGCUUAGAAGACGUGGCUAAUGUGUUGCUCAGAGUGCCCAGUCUCUUAGUCCUGGACCUGCUCUACAAAUGCGAUCUGGAGAGCUUCAGCCAUCACCUCAGGGCGAGCAGCGAGGACAUGCUGUUCAAAUACAAAUACGUCCUCUGGAACAUUUACUACUUGGGUCACUUUGUAAGCACAGUGGUGCUGCUGUUGCCUCUUGGACACAUUGUUCAACUUUACCUGCAUGUUCUUACUGCUCUUCUGCUCUACAUGGGACAUCAGAUGUCCAGGGAAUAUGUUAUAGGGGAGAGUCAAUACGGGUAUGACGGAACACACUUACUGCAUCUACCAGCCUUGAACCGUUUUGUGAGGGCACUUACAUGUCAGAUUAUUGUUGCCACUCUGUGUGCUUUCCUCAUGCGCACUCGUCGUGUAUGGCUGUUCUCUGCACACUUGCUCCCACUGAUUGGACGAGUGUGUUUAGUUUCUCAACACAAUGCCCUGACGCUCAUUACUGUUUCCAUGGGGAUAACUGCAGCAGAGGUUGCCACCUUCCUCCUCAUGAAUCUGUUUGUCCCAUAUAGAUUGGCCAGGGCCACAUACCAGCAAAUAUCACAAACCGAGGUGACUGAUUUGUACCGGCUGUUGGCGGUGGGCAUGUUUCUCUGGCAUAGAUUUGCUGUGCCUGUGUUGUUCAGUGCAUUCUGGCUUGUACUGUUUGGAGUUCAGCUUGUCUCCAAUGUUGGCAGCUCCACUGCCAUUCAAGAGGGGUUGUUGCUCUACCUCCUCACCAGUGUGUCUGAGUGCUGUGCUAGUCCGUACUCUCUGCUGGGUUUGACGUUUGUGGUUUCUUAUUUGGCAUUGGGCCUCCUGAAUCUCUGCAAGUUCUGCCUGGGAGGAGUCACAGCACUGCAGAACCACAACGUCAUGCACAGGGGUGUGACGGAGGGUGUGACUUUAUUGUUGUUGGCCCUGCAGACUGGCUUGUUGGACUUGCCAGCCCUGCAACGCUGCUUCCUCCUCUUUAUCAUACUCUUUAUCGUCCUCACUUCCACACUGCAGAGCAUGAGUGAGAUAACUGAGCCCGUUGUGCUCGGACUUGGAGCCAGUAGAAACAGGUGUAUGUGGAAGCAUGUGCGGGGGCUGAGCAUGUGUGUGUUCCUGCUACUUUUUCCUGGCUUCAUGGCAUUUAAGAUAUCCCAGUUCUUCCACAUGGACUUCUGGCUUCUCAUCCUUGUUUCCAGCUGUAUGCUUACAUCACUUCAGGUGACGGGGACCCUAUUAAUCUACUGCCUGUUCAUGCUGGAGGUGUGGCGCGGUGCUGCCCUGCCCAGCCUCGACGAGGUAGUGUAUUAUGUGAACGCUGUGUGUCGGGCACUGGAGUUUGCUGUGGCACUGUGUGUGGUUGCGUACGGGGCAUGGGAGUCAUUGUGGGGUGAGUGGAGCUGGAUAGGGGCUUCGGUUAUCAUCAUUCACUCCUACUGCAACGUGUGGCUACGUGCCCGGGCUGGAUGGAAGAGCUUCUUGCUUCGGCAGGAAGCAGCACGCAAAAUCAACUCACUCCCACGGGCGAGUGCUGAACAGCUGCAGGAACACGGUGAUGUCUGUGCCAUCUGUUUUCAGGAUAUGACCUCUGCUGUGAUAACCUACUGUGGUCAUUUUUUCCAUGGAAGCUGUCUUAGAAAGUGGCUAUAUGUUCAGGAAACCUGCCCCAUGUGUCACACUCCCAUCAAACAAUCCACAUCCAUCCAAACACCUGCUGCUGGCGAUGCCCAACCAAACCCAGUACAGACCCAACCAAACCCACAUCAGCAAGAGCCAGCUGUUGAACACCAUGACAUUCACCAAGGGGAGCAGGGCCCAGUGGAAGAUGAAGUCCAUUUACCAGAUCAGAAAGCCGAGCCUGAGGCACCAUUCAGAAGAGACCAUCUACAGAAUCUGAACUGUAGUGCCAGUGGAGACACUGCCAGACCUGGCUGCUCAUUAGAAGGAAAUCCUUGCAGUGAAAGAGACUGGGAAUCUGAGCAGAGGACUAACCAGCCCAGAGAGGCUAAUUUAACUAUGGACUCGGACAGAGAACUGUGACUGCACCACUCUGUCUUUCAGUGCUACUUAUGGAGCCAACAACAAAGAAAGAAAGAAAAGUGGAUCAUUAAAAGACAAUAGAGAGCUGCCUCUCUGAAAUCUUAGUAUCAAAGACUACAACCCAGAUUUCUGGUGGAAUGAAGCUUCCUCUAAUCCUCUUAACUAUGUGCUGGUAUCUUCUCAUCACAGCCCUUCUUUAAGCAAUACAAAAAUGUAAUGUUUGCUGUGGCUUCAUUUCUGCUGAAAUGUUUAAAAUUCAUAAGCUGUUGUGAGGAUGAUAGUCCUUUUAAAGAAGGGUAAAAGUGAAGGUGAGAUGAUUUUUGCUGUCUCUUUGUAAAGCAAUGUACCGUAUAAUAACUGGGGAAUUUAAUUUGAACUGCUUUUGAGGAAAUUCUUUAAAAAUGAUAUAUCCUCCUUCAAUACAAAUCGCAGAUCUUCUGUAUGUUGCAGUCAAAUACGCAUGUGAAGAGAUGAGCUCUUCAGAGUGCAUAAAUAACUGACAGUGCCUCACUCAACCAUAAUUUUCACCAUGUCACUUUGUCCAAAGUAUUCUGAAGUAAAUACUUUUUUUUCUGUUGAUUAAAUAGUUAUUUAACUAUUGCAA
Messenger RNA from Neoarius graeffei (lesser salmon catfish), 3268 nucleotides. RefSeq names its product RING finger protein 145. NCBI's taxonomy places the organism in Eukaryota, Metazoa, Chordata, Actinopteri, Siluriformes, Ariidae. The transcript has 10 exons. The record is from RefSeq and is a predicted model, not a curated record. Bases 592 to 2664 code for a protein of 690 amino acids. Gene Ontology annotation, cellular component: endomembrane system; endoplasmic reticulum. Gene Ontology annotation, molecular function: ubiquitin protein ligase activity; zinc ion binding.